GUUGUACUUACCAAUGGCUGUCAUUGCUUUUUCUGACAGAUGUUUUUACGUGCUUUAUCACACGAGUUUCGUCUUAUUCGAACAGAUUCUUAUGAUAAUUUCAUCUUUAGGCAUUCUGUGAAUCCAAUAUUAUUACAGUAAUAGAAAAAUAUUGAACUAAGAGUGCUCUUUUAAGUUUAAAGGGUGCGUCAUUGGAAUUCCAAGGAUCACGAUCUCUUGAAAAGAUUGUAUAGAGAGCUAAAAGAAUAAAAGAAGGAAUAAAAGAAGUGCGAACGAAAUUACGUGAAAUAAAGAGUGACUGAAAACAAAGAGUAUGGCGAAGACGUAUGAUUAUUUGUUCAAGUUGUUGCUGAUUGGUGAUUCAGGGGUCGGCAAGACGUGCGUCCUCUUCAGGUUCUCUGAGGAUGCUUUCAACACGACCUUCAUCUCGACCAUUGGAAUUGAUUUUAAAAUAAGAACCAUAGAAUUAGAUGGCAAGAAAAUAAAACUACAAAUAUGGGAUACAGCAGGACAAGAAAGGUUUCGUACUAUAACUACAGCAUAUUAUCGUGGUGCAAUGGGUAUAAUGUUAGUUUAUGAUGUAACCAAUGAAAAAAGUUUUGAGAACAUAAAGAAUUGGAUCAGAAACAUUGAAGAAAAUGCCUCAGCAGAUGUUGAAAAAAUGUUAUUGGGCAAUAAGUGUGAACUUACAGAAAAGCGACAAGUUUCAAAAGAACGAGGAGAGCAACUUGCUGUUGAAUAUGGAAUCAAAUUUAUGGAAACAUCUGCUAAAUCCAGCAUUAAUGUUGAAGAGGCAUUUUAUACUCUUGCACGAGAUAUUAAAGCUAAAAUGGAAAAAAAACUGAAGGAGGCGUCAAAUCCGCCGAAGGGAGGAGGACAUCAGUUGAAAGCAUCCGAGCCACAAAGGAAACCACCAAGUUGGCUUGCACGAUGCACUAUACUUUGACCCUUCAACCGGCAUAUCCUCGACCGUCACCUUCUACUUUUUACCUUCGGUCUCCUUUACUUGCUGUACGUCGCGAGUACUUCUGUGAUUUUACUCCUUGACGACCAGCUUCGUUUCCCUCCGUCGCUGCCGGUCUCUCUUUUUUACUGAUUACUUAUACGAACUCUUUUAUCCUGGAGGAGAAACUAUCUUUUCCUUCGCUCUUUCUAUAAGAAACAAGAAAAAAAAAAAGACAUUCAAGAGAAUUUCUUGAAGGAAAGGAAUCGCGAAUUGUGAUAAUUUUUGAUAAUUUUUUAACGAUGCUCGAACAAUACCAUGAAUCACAUCAUUUCUACUUCUCACAUUUUAUGACGAAAUACCAAGAGGAAUUAUGAUACAAUUAAUCGAGCUAUCUUAGAACACCUUUCGCCAUGUAAAAUCGAUAUAGUAUUGAAGGAGAUUGAUUUUACCUCCUAGACGCAAUCAAUGAGCAAUCUAGAAAGUAAAUCGAUUUCGAGAAUUAUGUAUUUUAAGUAAUGUGCACUUUUGUUUUCGUUUAACAUACGAUUUAUAUAUGUUGCAAGUUUUGCUGUGAAUAAACUGCGAUAAACUGAAAAUUGAGAACUCUAUAAAAGCAAUAAUAAAUCGUUGAAUUAUUUUUAUGUUAAUUAACUUAUAUUUUAAAAAUCUCUAUUCUCAAGAGUUUUGGUUAUAUUUUAAGUAUGAUUAUAUUAAAUACGUUGUUAUAAUGCAUAGAUAUGGAAAACAUAAGAUGCGUUUGUAUUUUAUGUUUGUAUGCUAUGCAUACGAAGUUUCUCCUCCAUGUUUCACUUAAUCAAGGGGUACAAUCGAUUUUUUAAUACAUGUUUAGUAUUCGCUUUAUUUAAACAAAUAAAAACAAAAAAGAAAAUGAACAAAAAAGCAAAGAAAAAAUUUCUCUUCUCACAUGAGAAAUCUUUUCUUUUUUACGAAGCAUUUUGAAGUUAUUUGUUAAUAAGACUUUGCAAAAAGAAAAAAAUACAAAAAGAAAGAAGGUGCGAAUAGGUGAACAAUGGCGGUCAUUUUUUAUAUAUAAAUAUAUAAAUAAAUAUAUAAAUAUAUAUAUAUAUAUAUAUAUAUAUAUAUAUAUAUAUUAUAUAUAUAUAUACACGUCAUCACAAGUUAGCUUUUUCACCGGAACGAAGAGAAAUUCUUCAUUUAAUUAAUUCAUUAAUUAAUAAUUAGUGCAAAUUUAAAACUCAAGAAAAGAAGACUCUUUUGAUUUUCUUUUCAUAUCUUUUUAUUCUUUUCUUUCUUUCUAUUGUUGAAAUAAUAAAAAGGAAAAUGAUAAAAAAAAAUAAAAAAAUGUAAUAAAAAAGAUGGAAUAUGGACUUUAUUUGAAACGCUUGUUGUAAUAGUUUUCUUUCUGAAGAAACAGAGGGUUCUCCUUUUUUGCUUUUUCAUGAACAAAAAAAAGAGAUUUCGAUCUGUUUCCACUUAUACUUAAAAUAUAAGAUUAUUAUAAUACAUUUUAUAUUAAUCCUA
Molecule: messenger RNA, 2449 nt
Organism: Apis laboriosa (Himalayan honeybee)
Lineage: Eukaryota; Metazoa; Arthropoda; Insecta; Hymenoptera; Apidae
Gene: Rab8
Product: ras-related protein Rab-8A-like
Exons: 5
Coding region: 314-946 (210 amino acids)
Biological process (GO): Golgi vesicle fusion to target membrane; protein localization to plasma membrane; protein secretion
Cellular component (GO): trans-Golgi network transport vesicle; plasma membrane; endosome
Molecular function (GO): GTP binding; GTPase activity
Source: RefSeq, a predicted model, not a curated record